Molecule: messenger RNA, 2342 nt
Organism: Lactuca saligna
Lineage: Eukaryota; Viridiplantae; Streptophyta; Magnoliopsida; Asterales; Asteraceae
Source: the annotation of a GenBank genome assembly
AUGGUUGCAUUUGGGAAAAAGUUGAAGGAAUUGCAGAUCCAAGAAUGGAAAGGAUAUUAUAUUGACUACAAGCUACUAAAGAAGAAAGUGAAGCAAUAUGCUCAACAAAACGAUGUUGUAGUCCAGGAUCGCGAUUAUGUUCUUCGUGAUUUCUCUCGAAUGCUUGAUGAACAGAUUGAGAAGAUAGUUCUGUUCUUAUUAAGAAGACAAGGUCAACUCGCAACCAGGCUAUCAGGUCUUGCUGACCAUGGUGAUGAGUCCCUUUCACAUGGCCCACAUCAUGACUCGAUUGUGGAACUAAGAGAAGGAUAUAGAGAAGUGGGAAGAGAUCUUUUGAGGCUCUUGUUCUUUGUUGAAAUGAAUGCUAUUGGUUUAAGAAAGAUUCUUAAAAAGUUUGAUAAGCGGUUUGGAUAUAAGUUCACUACUUACUAUGUCAAAACUCGAGCAAAUCAUCCUUAUUCUCAGCUACGACAAGUUUUUAAGCAUGUGGGCAUAUCAGCAGUUGUUGGAUCAAUAUCUCGGAAUCUUGCUGAUCUCAAAGAUGAUCACAGACACUAUGCAUCAUCAAUCUAUGACCACCCAACUCUUCACAUAUCGGACCCUAUCAUUGAAUCAAUCAAAGCAGCUGAGAGUCGACUAAUGAACUCAACAGAUUUCCUUCAGUAUUUGGGAAAACAUGCAUUUAUCAUGCAAGAUGAAUUGCCAUUGCCUUCAUCAGAAGAGAAGAAUACAAAUGAAGGAUAUCAUUUCAUGUCACUUGUUUUGAACUUGGUGAAUACAUUUUUGUAUAUGGUGAACACAUACAUCAUUGUGCCAACAGCAGAUGACUACUCUCUUAGCCUUGGAGCUGCAGCCACUGUUUGUGGUGUUGUGAUUGGAUCAAUGGCUGUUGCACAGGUCUUUUCUUCAGUUUAUUUCAGUGCAUGGUCUAAUAAAUCAUACAUCAAGCCUCUUAUUUUCAGCAGCAUUGUCCUUCUUAUGGGGAAUACUUUGUAUGCCCUGGCUUAUGAUCUUGACUCCAUAUAUGUUCUUCUUGUUGGACGCGUGUUUUGUGGAUUGGGAUCAGCAAGGGCUGUAAACAGGCGUUAUAUUAGCGAUUGUGUGCCUCCAAAGCUAAGAAUGAAAGCGUCUGCUGGUUUUGUGAGUGCUGGUGCACUCGGAAUGGCUUGUGGGCCCGCUCUUGCUUGUCUAUUUCAAAGGAAAUUCAAGAUCUUUAAACUCACCUUCAAUGAAGAUACUUUACCUGGAUGGUUCAUGGCAUUUGCAUGGUUCAUCUAUUUGCUUUGGCUAUGGUUGUCUUUCAGAGAGCCUCUACUUGAGAAAGAAGAGAUUAUCGUGCAACACAUAGCAUCUGAUACCAUUGUAGAAACCGGUGUCUUGGAGCCAUUAGUUUUGGGUUCAGAGAAAAAUCAACAAGAUGAAGAUGAGCAACAAGAAUGCGAUGAAUUAUCCAAGGAAAGCCGUGAGCCUGUUACUUCUAUAAUGUCUGCAUAUCGCCUUCUUACUCCAUCUGUCAAGGUUCAGUUGAUUAUAUACUUCAUGCUGAAAUACGCGAUGGAGAUCUUACUUGCUGAAUCAAGCGUCAUCACUUCAUACUACUUUAUAUGGUCAACAAACAAAGUUGCCAUGUUUCUUGCUUGUCUUGGGUUGACUGUUCUUCCAGUCAGCAUCUUUGUCGGGAGCUACAUCAGCAAUGUAUUUGAAGAAAGACAAGUGUUGUUGGCUUCGGAGAUAAUGGUGUGUUUGGGUAUUGUUUUAAGCUUUCAAGUGAUCAUCCCUUACUCCACAACCCAAUAUAUCCUCUCGGCUAUCCUCACAUUCGUGUCUGCUGAAGUUCUCGAAGGUGUGAACUUGUCGUUACUAUCUCGGGUGAUGUCAUCACGUCUAUCUCGUGGGACCUACAACGGGGGGCUGCUAUCAACAGAAGCGGGGACACUAGCGCGAGUGGUUGCAGAUGGGACAAUUACAGUAGCAGGGUAUUGGGGUAUGAGUAAACUUUUGAAUAUCACUCUACUCCCUUCCCUUGUCAUUUGCAUCUCCACCAUAAUUGCCACCUUGUCAAUUUACAACUCUCUUUAUUAACCCAUCAACCUUUAUACUAUGCGAGUGGCGGGUCAUAUAUAACAACCUUUCAAUUUUCAAUCAUGUCCUUUUUCUUGUAAAUACUAAGAUCUCAACUCUUGUUAACAAAAAUAAACCAUGUAUGUAAUAUGUAUAUAAAUAUAUAUGAUCUGUUGCCUUUUGACUCUUGAGUGCUAUGCGAAUAUUGGCCCUAGUUUGAAUAUAUGUAAUGUAAACUAAACAUAUAUGUAACUAUAUUAUUAUAACUUUUUGUUUCCAUU